Frankliniella occidentalis (western flower thrips) is the source of this 3187-nucleotide messenger RNA. RefSeq names its product glutamate receptor ionotropic, kainate 2-like. Gene Ontology annotation, molecular function: transmitter-gated monoatomic ion channel activity involved in regulation of postsynaptic membrane potential; glutamate-gated receptor activity. Gene Ontology annotation, biological process: synaptic transmission, glutamatergic; modulation of chemical synaptic transmission; monoatomic ion transport. NCBI's taxonomy places the organism in Eukaryota, Metazoa, Arthropoda, Insecta, Thysanoptera, Thripidae. The coding region runs from base 202 to 2958 and encodes 918 amino acids. The transcript is spliced from 14 exons. Gene Ontology annotation, cellular component: plasma membrane; postsynaptic membrane. The record is from RefSeq and is a predicted model, not a curated record.
CGUCCCAGUCGAGCACACGCCUGCAAGAGGCCCACACCCGCGGGCUGCGCGACCUCCUCGCGCGCCUGGGACUAUCCAAUGCCUCCUGCAGCUGCACGCCAAAAAGUAGGGCUGGUCACCGUUGCUGUUGUGUUGACGGAACAGCCGCUCGGCGCGGAGCAGUGGCUAGCUGCGCAUUGCUGAGUUGCGCACCGGGACGCCAUGGAGCAGUUCAAGCUCCUCAUGCUCGUGCUCGGUGCGUGCCUAGCCGCCGCACCAAGGGUGGCGAGCUUGCCGCAGCAGGUCAACAUCGGAGGUCUUUUUGAGUCCACGGAGCACGAUGUUGGGAUCGCCUUCGCCCGCGCCGUGGCUUCUGUCAACGCCGAUGACUCGAUCCUGCCAGAUGUGGAGCUUGUUGCGAAGCCAAUCCAGGUUCCACAGUGGGACAGCUUUUACACGGCCAAAAUGGUCUGCGAGCUGAUGUCAGGGGGGCUGGCGGGCAUCUUCGGGCCCAGCUCGGCGUCUACCGCCCCGCAGGUGCAGGCCGUGUGCGACACGAUGGAGGUCCCGCACAUCCAGACGCUCUUCAACCCUUACCUCAACAGGGAGACGUGUUCCAUCAACCUGCACCCACACCACACCACUUUCGCCGAGAUCCUCGUACGACUGGUGGACGUGUACGAGUGGAAGGACUUCACCAUUCUCUACGAGGACGAUGACAGCCUAGUGAGAGUCACCCGGCUGCUGGAGAAGUACGACCCCAGAGGCCCCACUGUCACCGUGCGUCAACUUACUCCCGAUGACAUGAAACCGGUCUUCAGGAAACUCCUCCACGAUAAUGUCAAGAACAUCAUAAUAGACUGCAAUAUCAACACGCUGAGGGACGCGUUGGCUCAGGCGCAGCAAAUUGGCGUCAUGGGCAAGAACUUCAACUACAUCAUCACGAAUUUGGACUUCCAUACUCUAGACCUGGAGCCCUACCGGUACUCCGGCACCAACAUGACAGGUCUGCGCAUCGUGCGCCCGGACAGCCCGUUGGUGAAGAGCGCCGUAGAGGCCUGGGCCUCCGCUGCGGCCAUGGCGGGUGAUACCUCAGACCUAGAGCCCGAAAACCUUAGGAUGGGCCCAGCUCUCAUGUGGGACGCAGUGCAUCUGUUUGCGCGCGCCCUGGAGCGGCUGGACCAAAGCAGGAUGGUGGAGCUGCCUGCGCUGGAGUGUGACGACAAGAAGGACCAGCCCGGCGAGCGCGGACAGGCCAGCUGGGACCACGGUUUCAGCCUCCUCAACUUCAUGAGAACGACUGAGAUCGAGGGGCUGACAGGUACACUAAGAUUUGACAACCAAGGCAUCCGCACCGACUACUCACUUGAUAUCGUGGAGCUCAGCCCCGACAUGGAAAGCACCGUAACAAUCGGCAACGUAGAUCUUAACACGUUUAACCUAUCGCGGAUCGAGCGCGCUAAGGAUGAUCUGCGCCGAGAACUGGAGUCAGUGCGCAACAAGACCUUUGUAGUGCAGAUCGCUCUAUCAGAGCCUUACAACAUGCUGCAAGACUCAGCUGCAAAACUGACGGGCAACGACCGCUACGAGGGCUUCUGUAUCGACCUGAUUAAGGAGCUUGCGCUUCAGCUCGGCUUCAACUACACCUUCGUACAGCAACCAGACAACGCGUAUGGGUCCUGCAAUGCUGUCACUGAGAGAUGCACCGGAAUGCUAGGCAAGGUGCAGGACGGGGAAGCUGACCUUGCCAUAACGGAUCUGACCAUAACCGCAAACCGCGCGCUGGGCGUGGAUUUCACUGCACCGUUCAUGAACCUGGGCAUCGGGUUGUUGCACACCGUCCCGCAGCAGAUGCAGCCCAGCCUCUUUUCCUUCCUGGAUCCGUUCUCUGGCGAGGUGUGGGUGUAUCUGCUCGCCGCCUAUGUCGUCGUGUCCGUGGAGAUGUACAUCAUGGCCAGGAUCGCGCCGGCCGAGUGGACGAACCCGUAUCCGUGCAUCGAGGAUCCGGAGGAGCUCGAGAACCAGUUCAGCAUGCUCAACGCCUUCUGGUUUACGAUUGGAGCUAUUAUGCAGCAAGGUUCCGAAAUCGCUCCAAUUGCGCCAUCUACGAGGAUGGUCGCCGGCAUGUGGUGGUUUUUCUCUCUCAUCAUGGUGUCGUCCUACACGGCCAACCUGGCCGCCUUCCUCACUGUCGUGCCUACCCAGGAGCUCAUCUCAGACCCGAAACAGUUGCUGAACCAGAACAAGAUCAAAUACGGCGCAAAGUUUGACGGUGCAACCUGGAACUUUUUCGCGGCGACAGAGGACCCCACUUUCAAACAGCUGUUUGCGAACCUGGAAAAGGACGAGGACAACGAGCAAGGAUUACAACGGGUCAUCAAGUCAGAAGGCGAGUACGCCUUCUUUAUGGAGUCCUCGUCCAUCGAGUACCAGGCGCAGCGCCAGUGCGAAGUGCGCAAGGUGGGGCAGAAUCUCGACGAGAAGGGCUACGGCAUCGCCAUGCGCAAGAACGCGCCUUACAGGUCCGCGCUGUCCGCCGGCGUCGUCAAGCUGCAGGAGAGCGGCAAGCUGUCGGAGCUCCGGACACGAUGGUGGGAACAGCGGCGCGGUGGCGGCAAGUGCUCCGGGGCCCCGGAAGCGGACAGCUCGGACGAGCUCGGUCUGGACAAUGUAGGCGGCGUGUUCCUGGUCCUGGGGGUGGGCGUGUCCCUCGCCGUGCUGCUUGCCUUUGCCGAGUUGCUCUGGGACCUGGCCGCCAAGCGCCACAGCGGCGAGGUGGCGUCCUUCCGCGCGGAGCUGCUGGAAGAGCUCAAGUUUAUCCUCAAGUGCAGCGGCUCCACCAAGCCCGUCAAGAAGUCCGCCAAGUCCGACGAGGAGCAGAUCGAGGACGCGCUGAAAGAGUUCCAGCCGCUCAGCCCCUACGCCGUGGUCGAUAGCGAGGAGGGCGCUAUACAGAACCACAAGGAGCCGCUUUACUAGCGGCGUCACACCACACACCACUGUAAAUGGUGUCUUAACUGAUUAUAGUCUGGAAAAACCCUCUGCUGAAAAUAAAAAGUUCCGCAAAAGGAACGGACUUUAAACGCAGAUGACUUAAGCGGAAAAAGAAGGACGAAUUUUAGUUCAAAUAGCUAAGUGUUGUGCAUUAUUUUUUAUUUAUUUUUGUAGAAAAAAUGCGAUGUGAUUAAAAGUCGGACUGGCCUGGAAA